Molecule: messenger RNA, 222 nt
Organism: Glycine soja
Lineage: Eukaryota; Viridiplantae; Streptophyta; Magnoliopsida; Fabales; Fabaceae
Source: the annotation of a RefSeq genome assembly
AUGGCUACGCAAACCGUUGAGGAUAAUUCUAGAUCUGGUCCAAGACGAACUGUUGUAGGGGAUUUAUUGAAACCAUUAAAUUCAGAAUAUGGUAAAGUAGCUCCGGGGUGGGGAACUACUCCUUUGAUGGGUGUUGCAAUGGCUCUAUUUGCGAUAUUUCUAUCUAUUAUUUUGGAGAUUUAUAAUUCGUCCAUUUUACUCGACGGAAUUUCUAUGAAUUAG